Ananas comosus (pineapple) is the source of this 841-nucleotide messenger RNA. RefSeq names its product autophagy-related protein 8C-like. The transcript is spliced from 6 exons. Bases 181 to 540 code for a protein of 119 amino acids. Gene Ontology annotation, biological process: cellular response to nitrogen starvation. NCBI's taxonomy places the organism in Eukaryota, Viridiplantae, Streptophyta, Magnoliopsida, Poales, Bromeliaceae. The record is from RefSeq and is a predicted model, not a curated record.
ACUAUAUCAAAGCGAGCACCUCGUGAUCCGUGCAUCCCCUUCACAUUUUCCCCCAAAUCUCUCUCCCUCUCUUCCCCCCUUGUCUCAAUCUCGUGACGACGACGAAUUCCAUCUCAUCAAUCUUUCAGAUCCCUAAUUCUACCUCUUCUUUGUCUAGUUAGCCGCAGGAGAAAGGGAUCCAUGGCGAAGAGCUCGUUCAAAGUGGAGCACCCGUUGGAAAGGAGACAGGCAGAAGCUGCUCGCAUUAGAGAGAAGUAUCCUGACAGAAUCCCUGUGAUUGUUGAGAAGGCUGAGAGGAGCGACAUACCGGACAUUGACAAGAAGAAGUAUUUAGUUCCUGCUGAUCUCACAGUUGGACAAUUUGUGUACGUUGUUCGCAAGAGGAUUAAGCUCAGUGCCGAGAAGGCCAUCUUCAUUUUUGUGAAGGAUACUCUUCCCCCAACAGCUGCGAUAAUGUCUGCGAUUUAUGAGGAGCACAAAGACGAAGACGGCUUUCUCUACAUGACAUACAGCGGGGAGAACACUUUUGGUUCCUCCUAAUAAGUCGAGGCGGAUAUUUUCUCUGUAAAUAAGACGUGGAAUAACUGUGUAUAGUUUCCCCAUACGCGUUCGUUGCUACUGCUAUUGGAUCAUAGACGCAUGUUCGUGCUCUUUCUUUGCCUUGCAAGGAUUCAGCAUAUUUGGAUAUCCAUGGUUAAAAAAUGUGUCAAAAAUCAUUUAAUGUCGUAUCGUGUUCUGGUUUUUACUUCUUAAUACCUGCAUUACUACUGUUAUUUUACCUAUCACGCGAAAUUAUGUGAAUACACUCUCUAAAAUCUAUAUUUAUCUGCAAGAUUAUCUA